AUGGCUCCACGGUCCAAAUGCUGAAGGCACAAGAAACUCCCCUCAUCAGUGGCUCCCGUGGUUGUGACCCCACCCACAGUUGUGACUCCUGUGCCUCUGACCCUCUCAAAACCUGGCCCUAGCAUUGAUACACUUGGCUUCUUCUCCUUGGAGAAUAAUGUUCCUGGCCUAUCCCAGCUGAUCCUUCAAAAGCUGAACAUGAAAAGCUAUGAAGAAUACAAGUUGGUGCUAGAUGGGGAUACUCCUGUAUCAGGCUUUGGAUAUCAAUGCCUUCAAGAAAUGUUCCAGAAGAUGGAGGACACAUUCCGAUUCUGUGCUCACUGUAAAGUACUCCCUAGUGGCCUUUCAAACUACAAGGUCCUCCGUCAUUCUCUCAGGUGCAGAAAUGUCUAUUACUGUGGUCCAGAGUGCCAGAGGUCAGACUGGCCAGCACACAGGAGGGUUUGUCAAGAGCUGCAUCUUGUAGCUGUGGACCGUCUCAUGGAAUGGCUUCUGGUCACAGGUGAUUUUGUCCUUCCCUCAGGACCUUGGUCUUGGCUGACUGAAGUCAUACAGGGCUGGGACACCUGGUUUUCUAUGUGACGUUUACAGCUAGAGGCUGCUCUGGAUGCUGUGCUUGGUAGUCAGGCCAUGACCACCCUGUGGGCCAGUGUAGGGUGGCCAAGGCCAGAUCCAGAUGUCCUGCAGGGCUCUUUGAAGCGGUUGCUGAUAGAUGCCCUGUCACGGCCCUUGACACUGGGCUUUGGGCUUCGGGCCUUGGGGAUAAAUGUUGGGAAGGUCUGGGGAAGCACAGUGCACGUGGUUGGUGCUUCUCAUGCAGAGACAUUCCUCACUCACCCUGGGGACUAUGAUGAACUUGGCUACAUGUUUCCUGGGCACCUUGGCCUCCAUGUAAUCAUGGUGGGUGUAGAUGUAGCUGCUGGCUUUUCACAGAGUGCUUCACCUUCACUCCUGGAACCUGGCACAGUUUAGCUUAGUGGCCAUAGGGGCCUCUAUCAUGACUUCUGGGAGGAGCAGGUAGAGUCUGAGCAGAUAGCCCAUCCAGAUUUGGUGGUGGCAUUCCAUCCAGGUUUCCAUGCUUCCCCGGACAUGAUGGAGGCUUGGCUGCCCACCCUCUUGCUACUUCGUGAUUAUGAGAUCCCUAUGAUGAUUACUGUUUACAGCCAGCAGGAGUUGGCAGCCUCUUUGUAGAUUCUGGUGGACCUGGAUACACACAUCACAGCCUAUGGAGCUAAUCCUUUUGCGUCCCUCAAACCUGAACAGGUCUACUCCAACCCCAACAAGCAGCUAGUAUACUGCAGUGCCUACUAUAUCAUGUUUCUUGGAAGCUCCUGCCAGCUGGAUAAGAGGCAAUUGGAAGAGAAAGUAAAUGGCAGGGUAUAAAUAGCUGAGCCAGAUCCUGACUGGAUGUCUAGAAAAUGCAGAGAUUGUGAUGAAAUUACCUGCUGAUGCCAGAUUAUUGCCAGCUUUCAAAUCCACUAUAUCGUAAACUUAAUUCACUUGUCCCGGUAGUUUCUAAGCUGAAUGGGAGCUCCUGUAUGAUGUGACUCAUUUCUAAGAGGUUAGCCACAUGUAGCUUCUAGAGACAGGAUUCUAGAUUUAGUGUGUGGCAAAAGGCCCUUGUAUCAGUCUUUGUAGAGCCUUAAGUUCCUAAGAGUUUCCUUUAUGAGAAAGUUAUACGUUUUGACUUUAACCGGAUGGCACCAAGGAGAAGAAUGGCACCUUAUUCUUCUGAAAAAGACUUCUUAUACAGCAAUUUGGGCUAAAAAAUGCAGAGGUCUUAAUGACUUGAAGUAGUGAAAAAGUGAGCAAGUCAGAGAAGUGGUUGGGAACAUGGGGGAGGUUGUGAGGAUUGGCACACUGUUCUACUUCCCGGCUUUUUCGAGAUACAUGUCUCAUUUUCCUAUUUUCUCUUGAGGACUUCUAAUUUUAGAGCAGCUUUUUGCCCUUAUUUUGUAUUUUAGGUAUCCCAGGGUGUAUCAGACUUUACUUGAAUAUACUGGAGUUUGUUAUCACCUGGUCUAUACCACAGUAAACUCAGUUUGGGGCUUCUUAAGUCACUUGUUUUAUCUUAUUUCCUAUUCACUGCCAAGUGUUACUUGUCUACACAGAACAUCUCAAGAUUGGAGGUUUCUCUCUUGCCAAAGGAGUGAUUAACAUCAGCUCUCUGUUUGGGUCUGCCAUUCUACCACACCCUGUCUAUUGUCAUCCUUCUCUUAUCACACUGUCAGGAUUAGGAUAUUCCCUAGAUAUUCAUUUCUACAACUUUCUAUGACCUCAGCCUCUCCACUUAUAUCCAGAAUAUAUAUAUAUAGAACUCUUACAACUCGAUAAUAAAAGGACAAAUAACUCAAUUUAAAAGUGGGCAAAUGAUCUGAACAGAUGUUUCUCCAAAGAAGAUAUACAAAUGAUCAAUCAGCACAUGAAAAGAUGCUCAACAUCGUUAGUCAUCUGGAAAUACAAAUCAAAACCACAAUGAAAGAAAGCACUUCUUUUGCUAGGAUGACAACAAUAAAAAAGACAGAUAAUAACAAGUGUUAACGAGGACGUAGAGAAAUUGCAGCCCUCAUACACUGCUAGUAGGGAUGUAAAAUGGUGCAGCUAUUUUGGAAAACAGUCUGGCAGUUUCUCAAGAAGUUAAACAUUAAGUUACCAUUUGAUCUAGCUAUUCUGCUCCUAGGUGUGUACUCAUGAGAAAUGAAAACAUUUGUGCCCAAAUGUUCAUAGCAGCAUUAUUCAUAAUAUCCAAAAGGUAAAAAUAACCCAAGUGUCCAUCAACUUGUGAAUAGAUAAACAAAAUGUGGCAUAUACAUAUAAUGAAAUAUUUGGCCAUAGAAAAGAAUGAAGUACUGAUUCAUACUACAACAUGGAUGAACUUUGAAAACACGUUCAUCCAUGUUCAUGUUAAGUGAAAAUCCAGUCAUAAAACACCAUGUAUUGUCUGAGUGCAUUUAUAUAAAAUGUCUAGAGUAGGCAAAUCUAUGGAGACAGACAGUAGAUUAGUGGCAGCAUAGAGAUGAGGAUGGUGAGCAUAUUGGGGAUGAUGGCUAAAGUGUAUGGGCUUUAUUUUGGGGGUGAUGUAAAUGUUCUA
Molecule: messenger RNA, 3091 nt
Organism: Physeter macrocephalus (sperm whale)
Lineage: Eukaryota; Metazoa; Chordata; Mammalia; Artiodactyla; Physeteridae
Gene: MSS51
Product: MSS51 mitochondrial translational activator
Exons: 6
Source: RefSeq, a predicted model, not a curated record